This is a messenger RNA of Truncatella angustata, 1197 nucleotides long. Its product is annotated as putative actin-binding protein Fragmin. Gene Ontology annotation, molecular function: actin filament binding. The coding region runs from base 1 to 1197 and encodes 398 amino acids. The transcript has 2 exons. NCBI's taxonomy places the organism in Eukaryota, Fungi, Ascomycota, Sordariomycetes, Amphisphaeriales, Sporocadaceae. The record is from RefSeq and is a predicted model, not a curated record.
AUGGCCCCGCACGAAGGUUUGGUUCAUCCAAAGGAAUACGAUUGGCGUGACAGCAAUGUCGAGCUCAUUGGCUCCGACAUUGACCAUCGAGUCAAAUACAACUCUGCAGCUUCGGAGCCUGCAUGGAAUGAUGGCCAGGUUGGCAGCGUUGCCGGUUUGUACAUAUGGCGCAUUGAGGACUUCCAGGUCGUCCCGUGGCCCAAAGAAAACCAUGGACAGUUUCAUGAGGGCGAUAGCUAUAUCGUCCUGCACUCGUACAAGCUAGGAGAUAAGAACGGCGAACAGAAGCUGGGCCACGAUAUCUUCUUCUGGCUGGGUACGAAGACCUCACAAGAUGAAGCUGGUACUGCUGCUUACAAAACAGUUGAGCUAGAUGAAUUCCUACAUGGCGUAGCUACUCAACAUCGUGAGCUGCAGCAAGAACUAUCCGAUGAUUUCGUGGCGCUAUUUCCAAAGAUUUCCAUCCUGUCAGGCGGCGUUCAGUCUGGCUUUACACAUGUGGAGCCUGACGAGCAACGAAAGGAGGUCUUACUGCUUCUCAGAAUCUUUAAACACCCCUCCGCUAAACGCGCAGAUUCAAUCAUGGUCUAUGAAGUUGAGCCCACCUGGAAAAAUUUGGACGAGAACGAUGUCUUCGUUCUGGAAAAGAAUGACAAAAUCUGGGUUUGGCAGGGCAAAAAUUGCAGUCCGAUGGAAAAGGCGAAGGCCGCGCAGGUUGUGCACGAUAUGACAAUCGCCAAGCAUAUCGACGUUGAGGUGGUUUCUCAGUCCGAGUCAAGGUCACAUGCAAUUGUUGCCUUACUCGGUGGUGAGCUAGCUGACGUGACAAGUCUCACGGCUCAACGGCCCAUUCUAUCGCCAAACAGAGCAGAACACCAGCGACCGCGCCGGCUGUUUCGACUUUCUGACUCAUCUGGACAGCUGUCUUUUCAUAUUGUCAAGGAUGGUCAAAGCAUAAAGAAAUCAGACCUUGAUAGCAAUGACGUCUUUCUUCUAGACACUGGCUCGAACAUAUGGGUUUGGCAAGGUUCAGGGGCUAGCAGAGGAGAGAAGGCCAUGUGGAUCAAAGUGGCACAACAUUAUGUUCGUCGGUUUGCCAGCUCGGACGAAGACAUGGAAGCACGAGCCGGCCCUGUGUCCAAGGUAGUUGAAGGUUAUGAAAGCCCGGCAUUCCUGACCGCUCUUGAAGCCUGGUAG